Molecule: messenger RNA, 4855 nt
Organism: Peromyscus eremicus (cactus mouse)
Lineage: Eukaryota; Metazoa; Chordata; Mammalia; Rodentia; Cricetidae
Gene: Ccnt2
Product: cyclin T2
Exons: 5
Coding region: 716-2503 (595 amino acids)
Biological process (GO): regulation of transcription by RNA polymerase II; positive regulation of DNA-templated transcription, elongation
Cellular component (GO): nucleus; cyclin/CDK positive transcription elongation factor complex
Molecular function (GO): cyclin-dependent protein serine/threonine kinase activator activity
Source: RefSeq, a predicted model, not a curated record
AGUCCCUUUUGUUAAACCUUCCCUUGAUGAUCACAUGGGGCAGCGGGGAUUACAGGUGCCAAGAGUGAAAACCAGGAGGGGAAAGAGUCUGGGGACUAGAGAGGGUGGGGUACGGGGCUGCCACGCUAGGUGAACAGUGAUUUUUGAACAGAAGGGGUGGGGGUGGGGCUGGUAAGGUCCUUCCUUUUGGGGAGAAGAUGGGGUAGGAGAAGGGAAGGAAAGCUAUUUAAUGUCUUAAGAAACUAGUUAAAAAUUCCUUUCCUGUUGGAGACCAGUGUAGGAAGAAGCAUCCUUAUUCCCCCUAGAAUACUUCUCUUUCUAGGUAUUAUCUCUAGUUGGAGUUUGUAAGUUAAACAAGUGUAGUGGGGCUGCCUACAUUCUGUUCAUGUGUAAACAGCAUGGUUAAGAACUGAGGUUGGUGCUCUGAGUGGGGGGUGGGAGUUGCUUUGUUCCAUUUUGAAGGAAAUGUAAGCCAGCCUAAAUAUGAUGACAGGAUUAAGUUUGGCAGGCAACUCUUUGUAUUUUGUAUUAGACUUCAAAAAUCUUUUCUUCUUCUUCUUCUUUUUGUUUUUUUGUUUUUUUUUAAAUCCAGGAGAAUGCUUUAUUUCAACUUUUAGCUGACUAGAUGCUUAACUUAGUAACAAGUUUAGCCUAGCUAAAAGCAAAUCGGCUUGUUUCUCAGAUCUAUGGGGGAUAGCAAGAAACAUUUGAGUGAAUGUUGUUGAAGAUUGUCAGUAGUAUAGAAAAUGAUGGCGCUCUUGUGAUAUUUGUAAGUACAAGCAAGGAUUUGGCACAGACAUCCUAUUUCAUGGCUACCAACAGUUUGCAUCUUACGACCUUCUGUCUCCAGUACAAACCCACGGUCAUAGCAUGUGUGUGCAUUCAUUUGGCUUGCAAAUGGUCCAAUUGGGAGAUCCCUGUGUCAACGGAUGGAAAGCACUGGUGGGAAUAUGUGGACCCUACAGUUACCCUAGAGCUGCUAGAUGAGCUAACACAUGAGUUUCUACAAAUAUUGGAGAAAACGCCUAGUAGGUUGAAGAGGAUUCGAAACUGGAGGGCUAUGGCUAAGAAACCAAAAGUAGAUGGACCAGCAUCAGAGACACCACUGCUCGGUCCAUCUCUGGUCCAGAAUUCCCUGUUAGUAGAUAGUGUCACUGGUGGGCCUGCCAACCCAAGUUUCCAGAAACCUUCAACAUCAACCUUCCCUGCUCCAGUACCUCUAAGUUCGGGAAGUACUUGUGUUCAGGACAGCCGUGCAUCAGAUAGUUUGUCAGUACUGGCAGCAGGAAUGCCCAGUACCUCAUACAGUUUGUCCUCAUCACACCAAGAAUGGCCUCAGCAUCCGGAUUCAGCCAGGACAGACCCUGUAUACACUCAGAAACAGGAGGCCACUCUCUCUGGGAGCCAGUACCUCAGCUUCCAGCAGGGACCUUCAAUGACACUGCAUUCAGGAUUGCAUCACAGGCCGGACAAAGUUGCUGAGCAUCCAUCGGCUAAGCAAGAAUACGCUCACAAAUCCGGGAGCAGCAAGCACCAUGGGCCCGUUCCUGCUGCUCCUGGAGCGGCUCCUCAGAAAAUGUCUUUAGAUAAGUACAGAGAAAAGCGGAAGCUGGAAACCCUUGACCUGGACACAAGGGAUCAUUACAUGGCUGCCCACGCAGAGCAGCAGCACAAACAUGGGCCAGCCCAGGCAGUCGCAGGCAGCUCUGUCACUUCUCCCAUUAAAAUGAAACUUCCCAUCGCCAACUCCGACAAACCUGAGAGAAGCAUGGCCGAGAAAAAGGAAAAGAGUGGAUCGCUGAAGUUACGGCUUCCCAUUCCACCGCCUGAUAAAGGUCCCAGCAAAGAAGAGCUGAAGAUGAAGAUCAAAGUGUCGUCCUCCGAAAGACACAGCUCUUCGGACGAGGGCAGCGGCAAGAGCAAGCACUCGAGCCCACACAUCAGCAGAGACCACAAGGAGAAGCACAAGGAGCACCUUGCCAAUCGCCACCACAGCAGCCACAAGCAUUUGCACAUGCACAGCGGAGGAGGAGGAGGUGGAGGUGGAGGAGGAGGAGGCAGCAGCAGUGGCAGCCUUAAGCAUGCUGCUGAUGGGAUGCCACCCACUGUGCUGAGGAGUCCUGUAGGCCUGGGCCCAGAAGGCAUCUCCUCCAGCUCCAGUGCAAGGAAGAAGCUGCAUGUCAACGAUGCCUCCCACAACCACCACUCCAAAAUGAGCAAAAGUUCCAAAAGUUCAGGUAGUUCAUCUAGUUCUUCCUCUGUUAAGCAGUAUCUAUCCUCUCACAGCUCUGUUUUUAACCAUCCCUUACCCCCUCCUCCCCCUGUCACAUACCAGGUGGGCUACGGACAUCUCAGCACCCUCGUGAAACUGGACAAGAAACCAGUGGAGCCCCACGGUCCUGAGGCCAAUCACGAGUACAGUACAAGCAGCCAGCAUUUGGACUACAAAGACACAUUCGACAUGCUGGACUCGCUGCUAAGUGCCCAAGGAAUGAAUAUGUAAUCACUUGUUUAGGUCAACUCUUCCUUUCUUUUGAAUUUAAAAAUGGUUGGAAUGGAAGCUUCCUCCUGAUCCAGCAGUGGGGCCACUGCUUCCGUAUUUGUAAGUGCUGCUUUAUUCUUCCCUCUGAAAAGAAGAGAUGAUAGGAAACAAGUCUGUCUCCACACACGAUAGUGUUACCAGUCCUGUAAACGCAUGGAAGAUGCAGCUAAGAACAUUAGGAUGAAUGGCUGGCUGCUGCUAGGAUUCUAAGCUGCCUCAAGCUUUUGUUAUUUAUGAUUUGAAUACUGUAGCUGUUUUUUUGUUGUUGCUUGGCUUUGAAUGAGUGUCAACUGUUUUCUUUUGUGUAUUUAUACUUGUAUGUAUGGUUUGCAUGUCUCAGUGAUAAAGGGAUAAAACAGUAUACUGACAACUGUUUACAAGAAAGUGGAGAAAAAAAUGUACAUACAUUUUUGUAUGUUUAGAUAUUACCAUAAAUACUCAGGAUCGGAGCUGCUUGUAAGUAUAACAAUAUACAGAAUAACUUUAUUUUCUCUCGUCAGAGUCCAUCACUAAUCUAAAACACAAGUGGCACUUUUUUAUGUUAACCUUAAACUCUAGGCCUUACUGGAAGCCGCUGAGGGGACACUUCACUACUAGGCGAGGAUGCGGUGCCACAGGUGGCCCUUAACACUGGGAAGUGCUCAGUUUGCCUUCAGAGGUUCUGACCAGAUUGGCUGCAGAAUCAGCCCCUGAUUUCUGAAGGCUGAAGAGGAAAAAAAAAAAAAUAAAGUUUACAUACACUUGAUGUGAAGUGCAUUUAAAUGUUUGUUGGCUUGUGCAGUGCUGGAGAAGAGCAGUUAAUAAUGGGGUUGAGGAUGACUGUGACUUAGCUCACAGGAACUCCCAGUGAAGAAUUUGUCCAUUUCUUCAAGAACUUUGACAUUACCGGUUUUAGCAGUGAACAGGGAUCUCUUUUCCUUUAACAUUUGCAGUGACACCAUAGUCUUGAAUAUACUCUUCCCAUGGAGAGAGAGUGAAUGAGUAUGUGAAAGUGAGAGAGAUACCGUAUUUCUUUUUCAGGUAAAUGCAGUCUUCCUUAUACAAAUGAAAUGAAACCUCUGCUCUCUUGAUUCUUUUAUAUUCUAACAAUAAAUAAAAAGAAAACAUUGCUGACUGUGCAUUGUACCUGUAUUUAUAGCUUAUGGUCAUUAUCAGGAAAAUAUAAGGAAAAAGGCCAGCCUCAGGCAAGCCCCUGCUGGAGGCUUUACAUUCGUUUGCACAUCUCAGUAGGUUCUUUCUCAUCGAGGUGAUGCUUGCACUGUCACCUGACGCCUGGUCAGGGGAUAGAUGGACUUGUCUACAUUUUGGUGUAAGCACCAAUAGUAUGGCUCUUGUCUCUUGCCUAAUCUUGAAUUUAUUUCUGUGGUAAGUCUUAGCUGUUGAGUCUCUUAAGAUGGGUCGGAUUCAACUUGUAUUGAAUCAUAGUUUUCCUCUGUAUAUGAACUGUUUUGUUAUAAAGCCACUGAUCUGUGCACAAUUGUAAUUUUAUUCAAGUAUGUUGUGGUUGUAAAUAUUAGAGUUGAGCCUUGUACUCUACUUUUAUUUAGCAAUUACCUAAUUUGCCAGUAGCUGUUUGUUUGUUUGUUUUUUAAAGAAAUUGUUGAUUAUUUUGUCAAUGUUAUUUGAACUUGGGAUGUCAGGAGCCUCUUUGUGGGAACUCAGCCUAGCAGGCUCAUCCUCACUCUGUUUUUGUCUUGCAUCAGUAAUCUGUUACUAUGUGAUUUUGUUGUUGUGUGGUAUACUAUUGUAUCAUAAACAUGGUGAUUCUGAUGCAGCUACAGUUUUACUGUGGAACAUAUUCAAAGACUAGCAUAGAAUUAAACAGUGCGAGGCGAGGGAGGGAAGGGUUUUGUUCUUGGUGAUUUAGAUGUGAAACCUCGACAGAGCAUCAUGUGAACUGACAUGGGGUGGUCAUGCUACUGUAUCAUUGGGAGUGAUGCCAGGAAUUUUAAUCAGCUUUUGUAAAGAGUAUCCAGAAAAGUAGUGAACUUAUUUUCAGUAUGACAUAGAAAACAAUGUGAAUAUUUAAGGUCUGGGACUAUAUAGUUAAACUUCACUAAGGAUUUUCAGAAAUGUGUUGGGGUUUUUGUUUUUGUUUUUGUUUUUGUUUUUUAAGAUAUGGGAAUAAAGGUAAUUUUGUUGAAUCUUACUGGUGCUAAUGACGGACAGUUAAACAGAUAGUGUAUAUGCUGUGGAUCAGUACACUUAGUACUUCCAGAAUUGACUUUGAAAUGCUAUGUAUUCACUUUUCACUCUGUAAAUGUAAUUCUUUACAAUGACUAUUUAUUAAAAGGCAGUCAGUCAUGAUUUUUA